Messenger RNA from Penicillium brevicompactum, 771 nucleotides. RefSeq names its product SDR family NAD(P)-dependent oxidoreductase. The transcript is spliced from 4 exons. Bases 1 to 771 code for a protein of 256 amino acids. The record is from RefSeq and is a predicted model, not a curated record. Gene Ontology annotation, molecular function: oxidoreductase activity, acting on the CH-OH group of donors, NAD or NADP as acceptor. Lineage: Eukaryota; Fungi; Ascomycota; Eurotiomycetes; Eurotiales; Aspergillaceae.
AUGACCAGCUCAGCUCGGCUCCAAGAUAAAGUCGCCAUAGUGACUGGCUCGUCAUCUGGCAUCGGGCGCGCAAUCUCACUCCGCUAUGCCAGAGAAGGGGCGAAAUUAGUAUGUGGGGAUCUGACGCCGACCGCAAGAUCCGAGGACGAAGCCACGAUCACCACACAUGACUCGAUUGUUCAAGCCGGGGGCCAGGCGAUUUUUGUGCAAACCGAUGUUGGCGACGCGAAGGCGAUGGAGAAUCUCGUAGCUGCUGCGGUUGCCCUGUACGGCCGGUUGGAUGUUUUGGUCAACAAUGCUGGAAUUGGUAUUGAAUCUCAUACACCGGCUGUGCUGCAUCUGACGGACGAGGCCAACUGGGACGCGACAAUGCGGGUGAACACUAAAUCCAUUUUCUUGGGUUGCAAGUAUGCUCUUACCCAGAUGUUGGCACAAGAGCCGCAUUCGUCUGGGGACAGAGGUUGGAUUAUCAAUAUCUCCUCGAUCCUUGGGAUUGGGGCCGUCAGCAGUCUCACAAGACAGGCGGCGCUAGAUUAUGCGGGUCACAACAUUCAUGUCAAUGCCUUGUGUCCUGGCUAUACUCACACUGCUCUUCUCGCUGAUGCCCAUCAACACUUGACGUCUAUGGAUGAUCUAAGUCAACUUCAUCCACUGAAAGGACUGGGGAUGCCUGAGGACGUUGCUCGUAUGGCGGUCGUCCUAGCGAGUGAUGAUGCAAGUUGGGUUACAGGUGUGUGUGUUCCGGUCGAUGGUGGAUAUACCGCUCGUUAG